GUUGCGACUCCACCGGAUCAUUCUGUCUCCGAGAAUGAUAAUCGAAUUGGCGAAUUUCUCUUCGUUCUUCUUCUUCUUCUUCUCCAGUUUCAGCUUCCUCUGCUUCUUAUGCUCACUGUUUCAUUUUUAGGUGGACGUGAAUAAGAAUCUGAUCGUGGAGUCAGCACAAUGUUGGAGGAUCAGGUGGCGUACUUAUUGCAGAGGUACCUUGGAAAUUAUGUCCGAGGACUCAACAAGGAGGCUCUGAAGAUCAGUGUCUGGCAAGGUGAUGUUGAGCUAAGUAAUAUGCAGCUGAAGCCAGAGGCCCUCAAUGCAUUGAAAUUGCCAGUGAAAGUUARAGCCGGAUUUCUUGGAUCAGUGAAAAUUAAGGUUCCAUGGAGCAGACUUGGUCAAGAUCCUGUUAUAGUGUACUUGGAUCGAAUUUUCUUAUUAGCUGAGCCUGCAACCGAAAUUCAAGGAUGUAGUGAAGAUGCUAUCCAAGAGGUGAAGAAAACUCGAAUUCGGGAAAUGGAGAUCAAGCUAUUGGAGAGGAUGCAGCGAACUAAGACAGAAAUGAAUAAUUCAUGGUUAGGAUCACUGAUCAGCACAAUAAUUGGGAACUUGAAGCUUUCGAUAUCAAAUGUUCACAUCAGAUACGAAGAUAUUGAAAGCAAUCCUGGACAUCCAUUUGCAGCUGGUAUAAGUUUAGAAAAACUUUCAGCGGUUACAAUUGAUAAUGACGGGAAUGAGACUUUUAUAACCGGUGGUGCACUCGAUCGUAUUCAGAAGUUCGUUGAGCUCAAUCAGUUAGCACUUUAUCUCGACUGUGAUAUAUCCCCUUGGAAUGUGGAUAAACCAUGGGAGGAUUUGCUUCCAUCAGAGUGGGACAAAGUAUUUCAUUUUGGUACCAAGAAAGGAAAACCAGCUGAACGUCUUGCCAAAAAUCACAGCUACAUUUUACAACCAGUGUCUGGAUAUGCGAGGUAUACGAAGUUGCGGGAAAAUGUUCUUGCUGAUAGGCAUGAACCUCUACAGAAAGCAUCAGUAUAUUUGGAUGAUGUGACGCUCUGUUUGUCGAAGAAUGGGUACAGGGACAUUCUAAAAUUAGUUGAUAAUUUUUCUGCAUUCAAUCAGMGAUUGAAGUAUGCUCACUAUCGGCCUCUCGUGUCUGUGAAAACUGAUCCUAGACUGUGGUGGAAGUAUGCUUUUAACGCAAAUUCUGACCAGUUAAAGAAGGCAAGUGGAAAAAUGUCAUGGGAGCAGGUUCUGAAGUUUGCAAAUUUACGCAAGAGAUACAUCUCGUUGUACGCUUCGUUGCUUAAAUCUGAUCCUACCCGUGCGAUAGUUGAUGAUGACAAAUAUAUUGGGGAACUUGACCGUGAGCUGGAUAUUGAGCUCAUUCUUCAAUGGAGGAUGCUCGCUCACAAAUUUGUACAAAAGUCAGUGGAAUCUGUCCAGAACUUGAAAAAGGAAAAAGCAAAGAAAUCUUGGUGGUCGUUUGGAUGGAACAAUCAAUCAUUCAAAGACGACGAAGAACAACUUUUUAGUCAAGAAGAUUGGGAACAAUUGAACAAAUUUAUAGGGUAUAAGGAAGAUGAUAAUUCGCUUUCCAUCAUGAACGUUAGUAAAGCGGAUGCUGUUCUUACUUCCUUGGAGGUUCACAUGAACCAUAAUGCUUCAAAGCUCACCGAUGAGGCUCAACAUUCUCUUGCUGAACUGUCAUGUGAAGAUCUUAAUUGUUCCAUGAAAUUUUUUCCAGAAACGAAAGUUUUUGACAUCAAUUUGGGGUCAUAUCAAUUAUCUUCACCAAGUGGUCUCCUUGCUGUGAGUGCAACUGCUCGUGAUUCAUUAGUUGGUGUUUUAUGUUACAAGCCUUUUGAUACUAAACUGGACUGGAGCUUGGUUGCAAAAGCUUCUCCGUGUUACAUGACGUAUCUCAAAGAUGCUAUUGAACAAAUUUUGAACUUCUUUGAGAGCAACACUGCUGUCAGUCAGACUAUUGCAUUGGAAACAGCAGCUGCUUUGCAGACGACAAUUGAUGAAGUUAAGCGCAGUGCUCAAUACCAAGUGAACAGAGCAUUGAAAGACCACUCAAGGUUUUUGUUGGACUUGGAUAUUGCAGCUCCUAAAAUUACAAUUCCUGCAGAGUUUCAUCUUGAUGACAUCAAUUCGAUAAAGCUUCUGAUUGAUUUGGGGAAUUUGUUGAUUCGAACACAGGAUGACCAUGACAACGUGUCUCCGCAGGAGUUGGAUAUGUAUUUACAUUUUGAUGUGGUUUUAAGUGAUGUCUCUGCAUUUUUGGUUGAYGGUGAUUACAGCUGGAAUCAAAUUUUUGGCAAAGAUACUGAUAAAUCUUCCCAUGGAACAUACAUUAAUAUCUUGCCUAUUAUUGACAAGUGUGGGGUUAUCUUAAAGCUGCAACAGAUUAGGUCGGAGAAUCCUUCUUACCCUUCAACAAGACUUGCAGUACGAUUGCCAUCUUUGGGGUUUCACUUUUCUCCAGCAAGGUAUCACCGACUGUUAAAAAUUCUGAAGAUCUUUCAGGAGGAUAGUACAAAUUCAGAUUACCUUCAACCGUGGAAUCAAGCAGACUUUGAGGGGUGGCUAUCUGUUCUUAUKAGGAAGGGUGUUGGAAACAGGGAAGCUGUUUGGCAACGACAAUACUGUUGUCUAGUAGGGCCCUAUCUCUAUUUAAUUGAAAGCCCAGGAUCCAAAUCAUAUCAGCGAUAUCUCAGCUUAAGAGGAAAACAAAUAGUUCAACUGCCGGCAGAGUUGGUUGGGGAGGUGCAACAUGUCUUGGCUGUUUAUGAUGCUGCACGAUCAAAUAACAAGGUUGUGGAGGAUGCUGGUGCCCUCAUAUUAAGAUGUGAUUCUGAUGAUUCAAGGAAAACUUGGCAGAACCGCUUGCAAGGGGCCAUAUAUCGUGCAUCUGCCUCUGCUCCUAUUUCGGGUCUAUCUGAAACUUCAUCUAACUCCGAGGACUCAGAAAUGGAACCAGAUGAUAGUGAAGAUAUGGAUUCAUCUAUGGAGAGGGUAUUUAUGACUGGUUCUCUUGAUGAACUUAGCGUCCGUUUCAGUUCUAGUAAUCAGCAUGGCCAGAACUUUGAGAGGGUCCUUCUUGCAGAAGAAAGGUGUUURAUGGAAUUCCGGGCAAUCGGUGGUCAUGUUGAGUUGUCAAUUAGGUCAAAUGACAUGUUUAUCGGCACUAUCCUCAAGUCAUUGGAGAUUGAAGACUUAAUUUGUUCGAAGACCAAUUCUCAAUCUUGUUAUCUGGCGAGAUCAUUUGUUCAUGGAGAAGAGGCACCUUCAUWUGCUAACUUUUCAAAGAAUCAAGGUCUUGAUACCAAUGAUUCAACUCUAAGCGAAGGGGAUGACAAUUUCUUUGAGGCAGCUGAAACCUUGGUUGACUAUGCUGAUUAUCAAAUACAAUCACCAGGAGAGAGUCUUGAGUAUGUAAAAUCUCAAAGUUCGCUCCAACUGAGAGAUUUUGCAUCCCCCAGCUUCUCACGUGUUGCUGGUCUGCUUCCUCCUGGUGGCUCUGAAACUCAUAAUGUGGAUAGUGAACAAUCAGUUACAUUAGAUAAUUUUGUAAAAGCUCAGAUAGUUCUUUAUGACCAAAAUUCUUCUCGAUACUCUAACGUUGACAAACAGGUUACUGUUACCCUGGCUACAUUGUCAUUUUUCUGUCGUAGACCUACAGUUUUAGCCCUUGUUGAGUUUGCCAAUGCCGUUAACCUUGAGGAAGAAAGUUGUGAAUCAUUCAGUGAUGAUUCAUCGUCAGGCAUCGUAGGGCAUAAUAACCCGAUAGGAGAAGAUGAACAGAUUUCAAACACCACGAAGGAUGGCAUUGUGAAAGGUUUGCUAGGAAAAGGGAAAUCUAGAACUAUAUUCAAUUUAGCGUUGAAGAUGUCUCGUGCACAAAUUUUUCUAGUGAAGGAAGACGAGACUGUUCUAUCUUGUCUGUCUCAAGACAACUUGCUUGCUGAUAUCAAGGUGUUUCCGUCCUCUUUCAGUAUAGAGGCUGCUCUUGGAAAUCUGAGAAUCAGUGAUGAUAGUCUUCCAAAUGGCCACAUGUAUUACUGGGCAUGUGAUAUGAGAAAUCCUGGUGGCAGUUCCUUUGUUGAGCUAUCUUUCUCUUCAUUCAAUGUCGAUGAUGGAGAUUAUAAUGGUUAUGAAUAUUGUCUUUUGGGGAAGCUUUCAGAAGUACGAAUUGUUUAUUUGAAUCGAUUUAUCCRGGAGGUUGUUAGUUACUUUGUGGGUCUCGUCCCUGAAAAUGCAGAGGGUGUUGUCAAGUUAAAAGAUCAAGUAACAAAUUCAGAGAAGUGGUUUACGACCACUGAGAUAGAAGGCUUACCUGCUUUGAAGUUGGAUCUUUCUCUUUCAAAGCCUAUAAUACUGAUGCCACGAAGGACAGACAGUCUUGAUUAUUUGAAGCUUGACAUUGUCCAUAUUACCAUCCGAAACACUUUUCAGUGGACUUGUGGCAGUAAAACAGACAUGAGUGCAGUGCAUUUGGAAAUCUUGACUGUUCUGGUUGAUGACAUCAAUUUAAAUGUUGCCAUGGGCACGGAAUUAGGGGAAAGCAUAAUUGAAGAUGUAAAGGGGGUUUCAGUAGUCAUUCGCAGGUCACUUCGAGACUUGUUGCACCAAAUACCAAGUUUUGAAGUUGCAAUUCAGAUGGAAGUGUUGAAAGCAGUUCUUUCAAACAAAGAGUAUCAGCUUAUUACUGAAUGUGCAAUGUCUAAUAUCUCUGAGACAGCAAAUGUGGUGCCUCCAAUAAAAAAUAUUUCUGCCUCUUCAACGGAUAUAAUAGAACAUGCUACUCAACAAGAUUUAGAUGAGAUUGAAUCUGAAACAAGUGUACCAUCAUUUGUGUCCAUGAAACUCUCUGUUAUUAUUGACCUGGUGGAGCUGUGCUUACGUGCAGGAGUAUCUGGAGAUGCAUCUUUAGCCACUGUGCAGGCUAACAAUGCAUGGCUAUUGUACAACUCCAACACAAAUGGUGAAGGAUUUCUUUCAGCAACACUCAAGGGUUUCACUGUUCUUGAUGAACGUGAAGGAACUGAACUGGAAUUCAGGCGGGCAAUUGGUAUUGCUAACAGCAUUGGCCCAGCUCAGUUUCACAUACAGACUAAUGAACACAAUCAGCUGCCAAGUGACGCAAAUACUAUAGAAGACAAAAAUUCUGAAGCAGUUCCUACAAUGCUUAUUCUUGAUGCAAAAUUCAGUCAGUUCAAAACAUUUGUUUCAUUAUYAGUUCAAAAACCUCAACUGCUUGUCGCACUUGAUUUUCUCCUGGCUGUUGUUGAAUUUUUCGUUCCAACUGUUGGCAAUAUAUUGUCAGAUGAAGAAGAUAAGAGUUAUUUACAUGUUACCGAUGCUGUUAUUUUGGAUCAGUCACCUUACAGGCAGCCAUCAUCUGAACUGCAUAUAUCUCCUGGAAAACCUUUAGUAGCAGAUACUGAAAAUUUCGACCAUUUCAUCUAUGAUGGCGAUGGUGGAGUAUUGCACUUAAAAGAUAGAUAUGGAGUUGAUCUCUCAGCACCUAGCAAGGAGGCAAUGAUAUAUGUUGGAAGUGGGAAGAAAUUGCAGUUCAAAAACAUCAUUAUCAAAGGUGGACGGUAUUUGGAUUCUUGUGUUUUUAUGGGUACCAACAGCAGUUAUUCAGCAUCUAAGGUGGACGGCGUUUACUUGGAGUUGGGGGAUAAUAUACUCCAACUGAGCUCUCAAGAUGUACAAUCUCAAGAUAUUACCGGGAACAAGUCUACCGAGUAUAUUAUUGAAUUGCAGGCAAUUGGCCCUGAGCUGAUCUUCUAUAAUACGUCAAGGGAAGUGGAGGAAUCAACAAUACUCCAGAACCAACUUUUGCAUGCACAACUGGAUGUAUAUUGCCGGGUUCUUCUUAAGGGUGAUACGAUAGAAUUUAGUGCAAAUGCACUUGGUUUGACYAUGGAGACUAAUGGAAUGAGGAUUCUGGAGCCCUUCAAUACUUCAGUAAAUUAUUCAAAUGCUUCUGGAAAGACAAAUAUACAUUUAUCUGUUUCGGAUAUAUUUAUGAACUUUUCRUUCAGUAUCUUGAGACUAUUUUUAGCUGUUGAAGAGGACAUCAUGGCAUUUCUAAGAAUGACAUCUAAGAAAAUGACAGUGGUAUGCUCCCAAUUUGACAAAGUUGGGACAAUUAAAAGUCCAAACAGUGACCAAGUGUAUUCUUUCUGGAGGCCUGAUGCUCCACCAGGUUUUGCAGUUUUGGGUGACUAUGUGACACCAUCUGAAAAGCCACCAACCAAAGGAGUUUUGGCAGUAAAUACAAGUUAUGCAAGAGUAAAGCGACCUAUAUCUUUCAGACUAAUCUGGCCACCUAUAGGAUCUGGAGACAUUUCUAAUUAUCACGUGAACAAUUUUGAUUCUUCACCUGGUGGUGAUAGUCUUGGUCAAGAGGACUGCUUUUAUUCCAUUUGGUUUCCUGAAGCACCCAAAGGAUAUGUUGCGCUCGGCUGUGUUGUCUCCAAUGGAAUAGUGGAACCGCCAUUGUCUGCUGUUUUCUGUAUUGCCACUUCCUUAGUUUCUACUUGUUCCUUGAGGGACUGCAUAAGUAUCAGCACCAGUGUACCUUGCAGAUGUCAUUCAAGUUUUGCUUUAUGGCGAGUGGACAAUGCUGCUGGCUCUUUCUUGCCAGCAGAUCCAAUAAAUUUUCACGUGAGAGGUACUGCAUAUGAAUUGCGUCGUACGAUAUUUGGGUUUCCAGAAGUGUAUCAUGAAAAGCCCAAGCGUUCAGAUAGUCAUGCUUCAUCAAGUCAAACUGAGACUUCGCAUUUGGAGAGGCCACCUAUUGUAACUUCUGGUCAGCAUUUUGAGGCUGUUGCUAACUUCCAACUGAUAUGGUGGAAUCGUGGAUCAAAUUCCAAGAAGAAACUAUCAAUAUGGCGUCCAGUUGUUCCUCCGGAGAAGAUAUAUUUUGGUGAUAUUGUUGUUAAAGGAUUUGAGCCUCCAAACACAUCUAUCGUUCUUCAUAACACUAGAGACGAGGAGUUGUUUAAAGCCCCUCUGGGUUUCCAACUUGUGGGACAAAUCAAGAAGCAAAGAGGAAUGGAGAAUAUAUCGUUCUGGUUGCCUCAAGCUCCUCCAGGGUUUGUUUCCUUGGGUUGUAUUGCAUGCAAAGGGACGCCUAAGCAACAAGACUUCAGUGCACUAGGAUGCAUGCGGAUCGAUAUGGUAACAGGGGAUCAGUUCUUGGAGGAAAGUGCCUGGGAUUCUUCAGAUGCCAGGCUAAUAACAGAGCCUUUCAGCAUAUGGAUGGUUGGUAAUGAGUUGGGGACGUUCAUUGUGCGGAGUGGGUUUAAAAGGCCUCCAAGGAGAUUUGCUCUUAAGCUGGCUGAUUCAUUUGUCACAAGUGGUUCAGAUAACACCGUAAUUGAUGCUGAAGUGAGAACGCUCUCUAUAGCAGUUUUUGAUGACUAUGCUGGUUUGAUGGUUCCAUUGUUCAAUAUAUCUUUUAGCGGGUUGGGGUUUAGUCUUCAUGGAAGAAAAGGAUACUUAAAUGCCGUUGUGAGCUUCUCUUUGGCAGCCAGAUCAUACAAUGAUAAGUACGAAUCCUGGGAACCACUUGUAGAACCUGUAGAUGGAUUUUUAAGGUACCACUACGACCAAAAUGCCCCUGGAUCGGCCUCUCAGUUGCGUCUUACCUCAGCAAGAGAUCUAAAUUUGAAUGUUUCAGCAUCUAAUGUCAAUAUGCUCAUUCAAGCAUAUGCAAGCUGGAUCAAUCUUACGCAUGUUCAUGAGAAUAACAAAAAAAGAGAUUCGUUGUUUUCCACUUCUGGUGGAAAACGUAUUGGCAAUCUGCAUGGCAAGAGAGACUAUUAUAUCAUCCCACAAAAUAAACUUGGUCAGGACAUAUACAUCCAAGCUACUGAGAUACGCGGUCUUCAAAAUGUAAUAAGGAUGCCUUCAGGGGACAUGAAGCCCUUAAAAGUUCCUGUUUCGAAGAAUAUGUUAGACUCACAUUUGGAAGGAAAACGUUUUACAAAAGACAGAAKAAUGGUAACAAUAAUUAUCUCUGAUGGACAGUUGCCAAGGGUUGAAGGACCAGCUGCUCACCAAUAUACAGUAGCUGUUCGUCUCACUCCCCUCCAAGGGGUCUUUACUGAACUGCAGCAUCAACAGAGUGCGCGCACGUCCGGAAGCAGCUCAAACCACUCGUUAUCUUCAGAGAUCAACUUGGUCUAUUGGAAAGAAAUAUUCUUUUUCAAACUUGAAUCCCCGGAAAAGUACGUGCUGGAAUUGAUAGUAACGGAUUUGGGAAAAGGUCACCCUACUGGAUUCUUUUCUGCCCCUUUAACUCAAAUAGCUCAGAACUUGGAGGAUGAACUUUAUGUGCGUGAUUACAUGGAUAGGUCCAGCUGGAUAGAACUUGCAUCACCUGAACUGGGCAAAACAUGCAAAUUCAGUGGAAGAAUAAGUUGUACUGUGCUUUUGUCGCCGAAACCAGAAUUUGAAAACAUUAAUCAAUCCUCAAGUAAAGGAAGAAAAUCUGGAUUUAUUCAAAUUAGUCCAAGCAGGACUGGGCCUUGGACUACUGUUAGGCUAAACUAUGCUACACCAGCUGCUUGUUGGCGCUUAGGCAAUGAUGUCAUUGCCAGUCAACUGAUCAUCAAGGAUGGCAGCCGAUAUGUGACAGUUAGGUCUCUUGUAUCUGUGCAGAACAAUACUGAUUUUAUGCUUGAUGUUUGCCUCAUGUCCAAACAUUGCGAGCAAAGCAUGCAUCUGCUGGAUGAGAUCACUAAUUCUGAUGGCUUAAGAGCUGAUAGUAACAUGUUUGUAACAGAAGAGUUCUAUGAGACUGAAAAGUACAACCCCACUGAUGGCUGGGUUAGCUGUCUGAAAUCCAGUCGGGAUUGCUCAGAAGGAAAUGUCACGGAGGCGACAUCAAGAGUUGACCUACCAUCAGGUUGGGAAUGGAUUGAUGAUUGGCAUUUGGACAAGAGGACUAGUACUGCUGCUGAUGGUUGGGUUUAUGCUCCAGAUGUUAAAAGUCUAAAAUGGCCUGAUUCUUCCAACUCUGUGAAAUCUGUAAACCAUGCGAGGCAAAGGAGGUGGGUCAGAAGUAGGAAACAGAUAAUGAAUAAUAUAAAGAAGGAAAUAUCCAUAGGACAAUUGAAGCCUGGUGAUAAGGUUCCCCUGCCUUUAUCAGCACUGACGCAUUCUGGACUUUAUAUCUUCCAUUUUAGGCCUUCCACAAUUAAUAGUUGUGACGAGUACUCUUGGAGUUCAAUUGUAGAUAAACCUAAUCAAGAGGAUGCUAAUAGGCCCAAUGUUUGCCCUGAUAUAUGCGUUUCCACCCUGAGUGAAUCUGAGGAGUUGUUGUACUGUAUUCAGACAAGCGGAACUUCAUCUAGUAGUUCCCAUAGAUUAUGGUUUUGUUUAGGCAUACAAGCAUCGGAAAUUUCCAAAGAUAUACACUCUGACCCUAUCCAGGACUGGAAUCUUGUUAUCAAGGCUCCAUUGUCUAUUACCAAUUACCUUCCACUUGUGACAGAGUUUUCCGUUCUAGAAAAACAGAAAAGUGGCCAUUUCAUUGGCUGCUCCAGAGGAAUCCUUCAUCCAGGCAAAACUGUGAAGCUUUAUGAUGCUGAUAUCAGAAAUCCAUUGUUCAUGUCACUCCUCCCGCAGAGAGGAUGGCUUCCUGUACAUGAAGCAGUUCUUAUAUCCCACCCUCAUGGAGUUCCAUCAAGAACAUUAAAUUUAAGAAGUUCAAUUACUGGACGGAUCGUUCAAGUCAUUCUUGAGCAAAAUCAUAACAAGGAACAUCCAUUCCUCGAGAAGAUAAUCAGAUUAUACGCACCAUAUUGGUUUUCCAUUUUUAGAUGUCCUCCUCUUACAUUCCAUCUUGUAGACAUAUCAGGGAGAAAACAUUCACGAAAGAUUUAUCUCCCAUUUAAGUCCAAAAGUAAUAUUGAYAUAUCCGAGGAAAUAACUGAAGAAGAAAUACACGAAGGGUACACUAUUGCUUCUGCUCUGAACUUUAAUUUGCUGGGCCUCUCUGUGUCAAUUAAUCAAACAGGGAAGAAUCAGUUUGGACCCAUUAAAGAUUUAUCUCCUCUAGGGGACAUGGACGGGUCCGUAGAUCUCUAUGCUUAUGAUGAUGAGGGAAAGUGCAUGCAGCUUUUCAUAUCUACAAAACCAUGCCCCCAUCAAUCUGUACCUACCAAGGUGAUUUGUGUCCGCCCGUUCAUGACCUUUACCAAUCGGCUUGGUCGUGCUAUUUUCAUUAAGUUAAGCAAUGAAGAUGAACCAAAAGUUCUUCAUCCAUGUGAUUCGAGAAUUUCGUUUGCAUUUCAACAAACUGAUGGACAUGAUAAACUCCAGGUCCGUUUACAAGAUACCAGUUGGUCAUUUCCUCUUGAAAUAAUAAAGGAAGAUACCAUAUUUUUGGUCUUGMGGAGAUAUGAUGGUACUCGUACAUUUUUGAGGAUGGAAAUUCGUGGCUAUGAAGAAGGAUCACGUUUUAUCAUUGUAUUUCGUGUUGGAUCAACAGAUGGGCCGAUCAGGGUUGAGAACAGAACUGGCAAUACAAUCAGCAUACGUCAGAAUGGAUUUGGUGAAGAGGCUUGGAUAUUGUUGCCACCCCUAUCAACAACAAAUUUUUGUUGGGAGGAUCCUUAUAGUCUACAUUUCUUAGAUACUAAGAUUAAUGGUGAUAAUAGGAUAGGAGUUUGGAAACUUGAUGAUAGUGCUGGGUUAUGCUCCUUACAGGAUGGUGAAACAGAAUUAUGUUGCCAUGUAGCAAAAGAGGGUGAUAUUAAAGUAGUUACACUUAGAGACGCUCAACACUUGGAGUCUGACUCUCAUGACGAGAUUGGAUACAUAACAGCUGCAAGAAAUUGGAGGUCUCAAAUGCAGGGACCAGUGCAGGAUAGUGAAGCAGGAGCGCCUACUGAGCUUAUAGUUGAGUUAGGAGUUGUAGGGGUUUCUAUUAUAGACCACAGGCCAAAAGAGCUCGCUUAUAUGUACCUGGAGAGAGUUUUUAUCUCAUAUUCAACUGGAUAUGAUGGUGGAGCGACAAAUAGGUUUAAGCUUAUAUUGGGUAAUUUGCAGCUCGAUAACCAACUCCCUCUGACAUUGAUGCCAGUGUUGUUGGCUCCUGAUCAAACCACAGAUGUAAAUCACCCUGCGUUCAAGAUGACAGUAACAAUGCAGAAUGAGAAUAGUGUUGGAAUCCAAGUCUUUCCAUACAUUUACGUGCGGGUUAAUGAGAAAUCUUGGAGGCUGACCAUUCAUGAACCAGUUAUUUGGGCUGUGGUUGACUUUUAUAGUAAUCUUCAGCUUGGUCGUUUGCCCCAAAGUUCUAGCAUCACCCAAGUUGAUCCGGAAAUACGCAUUAAUCUAAUAGAUAUUUCUGAAGUAAAGCUGAAAGUGGUUCUGGAAACGGCACCAGCUCAAAGGCCCCACGGAGUUCUAGGCAUAUGGAGCCCCAUAUUGUCAGCUGUAGGGAAUGCAUUCAAGAUACAGGUGCAUCUAAGAAGAGUGAUGCACAGGGAUAGGUACAUGCGUAAAAGUUCUAUUCUUCCUGCCGUUGGAAACCGUAUCUGGAGGGAUUUUAUUCACAAUCCUUUACACCUAAUAUUUUCAUUAGAUGUGCUUGGCAUSACAAGCUCAACAUUGGCUUCACUUAGCAAAGGGUUCGCUGAACUUUCAACUGAUGGCCAGUUCUUGCAAUUGCGGUCAAAGCAGGUAUGGUCACGGAGAAUCACCGGUGUACGUGACGGAAUUAUCCAAGGCACAGAAGCUCUUGCUCAGGGUGUUGCUUUUGGGGUGUCAGGCGUGGUUACAAAACCUGUGGAAAGUGCUAGACAGAAUGGUUUACUCGGUCUGGCUCAUGGACUAGGACGUGCUUUUCUUGGAUUUAUUGUACAGCCAGUUAGUGGUGCAUUAGAUUUUUUCUCACUGACUGUUGAUGGAAUUGGUGCAAGCUGUUCCAAGUGUUUAGAGGUUUUUAACAAGAAGGCCUCUCUCCAAAGAGUCAGAAACCCUCGGGCUAUCCAUGCUGACGGUAUUCUGAGAGAGUACUGUGAGAGAGAAGCUGUGGGACAGAUGGUUCUUCAUCUCGCAGAAGGUAGUACACAUUUUGGUUGUACUGAAAUCUUCAAGGAGCCUUCAAAAUUUGCAUUUUCUGAUUAUUAUGAAGAACACUUUAUUGUACCUUACCAGAGAAUUGUUUUGGUGACCAACAAAAGAGUCAUGCUUCUGCAGUGCCCAGAUCCAGAAAAAAUGGAUAAGAAACCUUCCAAGAUUCUGUGGGAUGUUCCAUGGGAGGAGCUCAUGGCACUGGAGUUGGCAAAAGUGGCUCAGACCCAGCCUUCGCACUUAAUCAUCCAUUUAAAAAGUUUCAAGAGGGCCGAAAAUUUUGUACGUGUUAUAAAGUGUCACGUUGAAGAAAUUGCGGGUAGAGAACCUCAAGCUGUUAGGAUUUGUUCAGUGGUACGUAAAUUGUCGAAAGAGUACCAAUCUGACAUGAAAAGCCUAGUUCUGAAGGUUCCAUCAAGCCAGAGACAUGUUUAUUUCGCCUGGAGUGAAGCUGAUGGGAAAGAUGCAAAUACUUUAAACAAAUCCAUUAUUAAGUCAAGGGAGCUUUUGUCAUCCAGUUCUUCAAAUGAUGAKGGAAGAUUUGUCAAACACAGUAUAAACUUUGCGAAGGUUUGGAGCAGUGAGCUUGAGUUAAAAGGUCGUUGCAUAUUGUGCAAAAAGCAGGCAGUGGAGACAGGAGGGAUAUGUACCAUAUGGAGACCAAUAUGUCCGGAUGGGUACGUCUCCAUUGGGGAUAUAGCUCAUCUUGGUAGUCAUCCUCCAAAUGUUGCUGCUAUUUACCGUCAUAUAGAUGGAAUGUUUGCACCGCCCGUGGGUUACGAUUUGGUAUGGAGGAACUGYCAGGAUGACUACAUAACUCCUCUAUCAAUAUGGCAUCCAAGGGCUCCAGAAGGCUUUGUCUCUCCGGGAUGCAUUGCGGUCGCCAAUUUUGCUGAGCCAGAGCCCAACUUAGUGUAUUGUGUGGCUGAAUCACUUGCAGAGGAGACAGUAUUUGAGGAGCAGAAGAUUUGGUCGGCACCAGACGCGUACCCUUGGGCAUGUCAUAUCUACCAAAUGCAAAGCGAUGCGCUCCACUUCGUCGCUCUCAGACAAAGCAAGGAAGAAUCCGACUGGAAGCCUAUGAGAGUUCUGGAUAAUCCCCAAGGUCUGUUGCAGUCAUCAAGAGAUCCCUGAUGUUGGCAGCCAAUCCUACAAUACCAAUACUUCUCAAUUUGGUUCACAAGGAGAGCCCUUUCUCAAAGUUGCAUCUCCAAUUUGUAUAUCUUCUACGAAACUUCCUUUACUGGUCAACACACGAGAUCAAAUACGAACACGGAACACCUACGUCUUUUUGGCAGAAGAUUAUUUUGGUGCAUAUAGUGCAAACUGCAAGAUCAUCGAAAACAAUGUGCCAAAUUCGGCUGGUAAGUUUAUCAAAGACCCUUGCAAAUAUACAAUUUUAUCUUCAAAUUUAUACCCUGGGGAAAAAAAUUUAUACUAGCUAGAUGCUAAGAAUCUAUUAGCGAAGAGAAUAAAACAGGAAAGAGGGUGGGGGUUAUUCCAGAAGUAUAGCUGUUUUACAGUGAAAUUCUCGAGAGUUGGUUAUAUGAUUGUUAUUGAUUUGUUUAUAACUAUUUUUGCA
This is a messenger RNA of Momordica charantia (bitter melon), 13681 nucleotides long. RefSeq names its product pleckstrin homology (PH) domain-containing protein. The record is from RefSeq and is a predicted model, not a curated record. Lineage: Eukaryota; Viridiplantae; Streptophyta; Magnoliopsida; Cucurbitales; Cucurbitaceae. Gene Ontology annotation, biological process: protein targeting to vacuole; protein retention in Golgi apparatus.